This is a messenger RNA of Cricetulus griseus (Chinese hamster), 834 nucleotides long. The record is from RefSeq and is a predicted model, not a curated record. Lineage: Eukaryota; Metazoa; Chordata; Mammalia; Rodentia; Cricetidae.
AUGGCCUUUCAAGAUCUUCUGGAUCAAGUUGGCAGCCUGGGGAGAUUCCAGAUCCUUCAGAUGACUUUUGUUUUUAUCUGCAAUGUCAUAGUGGGUCCUCAUUCUUUACUGGAGAACUUCACUGCAGCCAUACCCAGUCAUCGAUGCUGGGUCUCCAUCCUUGACAAUGACACUUUCUCUGAUAACAAAAGUGGGAUCCUGAGCCAAGAUGACCUCCUGAGGAUCUCCAUCCCUCUGGACUCCAACAUGAGACCAGACAAGUGUCAUCGUUUUGUCCAACCACAGUGGCAUCUCCUUCAUCAAAAUGGCACCUUCUCCAAUGUGACAGAGCCAGAGAUAGAACCUUGUGUGGACGGUUGGGUAUAUGACCAAAGCACCUUCCUCAACACCAUUGUGACUGAGUGGGACCUGGUGUGUGAAUAUCAGUCACUGGAUUCAAUAGCCAAGUUCCUAUACUUGACUGGUAUGUUUGUAGGAAAUACCCUAUAUAGCCACUUAACAGACAGGUUUGGGAGGAAGCUGCUCUUCAUAUGUGCUUUAGUGCAACUGGCUGUCACUGAAACCUGUGUGGCAUUUGCUCCCACCUUCAAAAUCUACUGCUUCCUACGUUUCCUGACAGGGAUUUCUAUCUUUUCCAUAAUGACAAAUGGUACCUUGCUCGUGAUAGAAUGGACAAAACCUAAAUUCCAGGCCAUGGCAACAGCACUGUUACUAUGUGCUAUGGCGAUUGGACAUAUAGUAUUGGCAGGCCUGGCUUUUGUUCUUCAAAACUGGCACCACCUCCAGCUGGUGUUGUCUGUGCCAGUGUUUUUGCUACUUGUACCCACAAGGUGA